Molecule: messenger RNA, 949 nt
Organism: Cotesia glomerata
Lineage: Eukaryota; Metazoa; Arthropoda; Insecta; Hymenoptera; Braconidae
Product: zinc finger MYM-type protein 1-like
Exons: 2
Coding region: 140-949 (269 amino acids)
Molecular function (GO): protein dimerization activity
Source: RefSeq, a predicted model, not a curated record
UCUUCAUGUCUACAAGUCUCGAAUCAUUUUAUUCUGUUUCUUAGUAUUAAAAAAAUAAUUGAUUGAUAACUUUAAAUGAGGUGUUAGUGGUGUUUUUUUAUAAUUCGGUCAUAGUUCUGAUUUUAUUUUUUAAUAGAAUAUGAGUGGCUACCGAAAAAAACUUAGUGGUGCAGAAUAUCGUAAAAGAAAAACAGAAGAAUCUGUUGUGCAGAUCUAUAGUUCUCUGGCUCUAUUUCUUCAGGACAUGAGAGACAGACAAUUUUCAGAAUAUGAAGGAAAAGCCAAAACACUAUCUGGCGUCCAAGAUUAUUAUCGUUAUGAUACUCGUCGUAAAAAAACUAUAAAAAUUCAGCCAGAUGAGUCACGGGUAAAUGAAAGAAUACCUUCUUCCGGACAAGAAAAUUUUCGCACAAAUGUUUAUUACCCUAUUUUAGUUACUCUGAGUGUGCAAUUGGCCGGACGUAAAAGUGCAUAUGAAAAAUUUUACGAUAAAUUUAAUUUCUUCGAUAAUUUAUCUGAAAUAGAUACAACUGAAUUAAAAAAUCUUGCCAAUAAAUUAGUCGACAAGUAUCCUGACGAUUCAGAAGAGACAUUAGGCAACGAAUGUAUUCAUUUACAUUACCAACUUGAAGAUUCUUCAGCAAAUACGGAAGAUGUACGCUCUGUACAAAAUAUAUGCAAUGUAUUACAUUCACGUAGUCUUCGAGAUGUUUACCCAAAUGUUGAUAUUGCUUUACGUAUUUUUUUGAGUAUUACGGCUACAAAUUGUUCAGGAAAAAGAUCUUUUUCUACUUUAAAAAGAGUAAAAACCUAUUUACGUGCCAGUAUGGGUCAAGAUAGACUUAAUGCUCUUGCAUUAUUGUCUAUUGAAGCUCAACUAGUCCAAGAAAUUGAGUAUGAUCCCUGGCAGAUUCGUGGUCACGAUAAAAUGAUCGUGAAACGACGGUGA